Messenger RNA from Guillardia theta CCMP2712, 1020 nucleotides. RefSeq lists its product as hypothetical. The record is from RefSeq and is a predicted model, not a curated record. The transcript is spliced from 13 exons. Gene Ontology annotation, molecular function: metallopeptidase activity; protein binding; deNEDDylase activity. Gene Ontology annotation, cellular component: COP9 signalosome; cytoplasm. Gene Ontology annotation, biological process: protein deneddylation. Lineage: Eukaryota; Cryptophyceae; Pyrenomonadales; Geminigeraceae. Bases 1 to 1020 code for a protein of 339 amino acids.
AUGGCAGGGGCGGCAGAGGCGCUGAAGCGAUUUGAGAUGGAGAAUGGCGUGAGCAUGGUGGACGGGGACGGAAUCUAUCGCUUCGACGCUGCUGAACAGACCAAGCUGCGCGAGCAGAAGCCUUGGAGCAAAGACGCUACCUACUUCCAAAAAGUGAAGAUAUCUGCGCUUGCUUUGCUGAAAAUGGCUAUGCAUGCUCGCUCCGGUGGUCAGCUGGAGGUUAUGGGAAUCUUGCAGGGGAAACUAGAAGACAAGACGUUUGUUGUCAUGGACGCCUUCGCGCUGCCCGUGGAAGGAACAGAGACGAGAGUGACGGCGCUGGAUGAAGGAUACGAGUACAUGGUUCACUAUCAGACCACUUGCGAGCGAACAGGACGAGUAGAGCCGGUUAUCGGGUGGUAUCACAGUCAUCCGGGAUACGGCUGUUGGUUGUCAGGGAUCGACGUCAGCACGCAGACGAUUCACCAGCAGCAUGAGGACCCUUACCUGGCGAUAGUGGUUGACCCGGUCAGAACCAUGGCUGCUGGCAAGGUUGAAAUCGGAGCCUUUCGCACCUAUCCGCCCAACUACAAGCCGCCAGAUGCGGCAGCGUCUGAGUAUCAGACCAUUCCGCUUGACAAGAUCGAAGACUUUGGUGUCCACGCGAACCAAUACUAUCCUUUGGACAUCUCCUUCUUCAAGUCGUCUCUGGACUCUCACCUACUUGCGCUGCUGUGGAACAAGUACUGGAUCAGUACGUUGUCGUCGUCGUCGCUUGUCUCGAACAGAGACUACACCACGAGAUCGAUCAAGGACUUGUCGGAGAAGAUGGACCAGGCGGAGUCUCAGCUGAGCUACAGCAGCAGAAUGGCGGGGUAUUACCUCCCCGGCGACAAGAAGUCGGAAGAUUCUCAAGUUUCCAAGAUGUGCAAGGACGGGACCAAGAUUGCUAUCGAGCAGCUACAAGGGCUCAUCACUCAGGUGGCCAAAGACAAGCUCUUCAACAUGCGAAUCAAGGGAGUGGAGAUGACAGACUCAUGA